AUGUCUGUCGAGGCAGCGGAGGCCGCUCUCGGCACAAAGAAGAAUUUCCCUUCUGAUGAUGUCUACGAGCCACCACGGGCUCUCUCAGAAUCGACAGACAUGGACGACCUCGAGCCUGAAGAAUUCAGCGUCGAGAACAUUGAACGCAUCUAUAGCAAACUGGACUGGCGCAUUAUUCCCGCCUUCUGGGUUCUCUACUUCAUGUGCUCGGCCAUCCGCUCCAACGUCGGUUUGGCACAAACAAUGAACGCAGACUCUGGCCACGACCUCGCCGAGGUGCUCCAUCUGAAUCCCCACCAGAUAUCGACAGGCCUGGCCUUGUUCUAUGUUUGUUAUGUUGUCUUUGAUCUGCCUUCAAACUUGGUCAUGACCCGUCUUAGUCCGCAUGUGUGGAUGAGCCGUAUCGUGGUCAGCGUUGGGCUGAUUGGUACUUGUAUGACAGCGAUGAAAGCAGCCUGGAGCUUCUAUCUGCUUCGUCUACUUCUCGGUAUCGUCGAAGCUGGCUUAUGGCCCGGUAUGACCUACUAUCUUACGCUCUUCUACCCACCUUCGCGGAUUGGGAAGCGUAUUGGUCAGUACUUCACUGCUGCACAGGUCUCUGCAGCGGUGGUCGGCCUCGUCUCUGCCGGUUUCCAAGAGAUGGAUGGUGCACAAGGCUACGUUGGAUUCCAGUGGAUGUUCCUGAUCUACGGCGUCAUCACUAUCGCCUUGGGAUUUGCCCAGCUAUGGUGGUUGCCCGACCGACCUGUUGCGCCUGGUGCGUCGGCUCCUGAGCGUCAUCGGUUGCUGCGCUGGUUGCCGCAAAGCCGACCUGCUUUGACAGGCCGCGAUUCCGUGAUUCACUAUCACGAUAUGAAACGUGUGUACCAUAGCUCAAAGUGGAAUCUUCGAGAUUUGCUCUACGUUUUCAUGGACUGGAGACUUUGGCCGCUGUUGGUCAUGUACUUUGGCGUUGUGGGUGUUGGCAUUGGUGUUCAGCUGUAUGCGAACGUGAUCAUCAAGGCGAUCAACCCCUCUUUGAACGGAGUUGAUUUAAGCUUGCUCACAGCGCCUAUCUGGAUUAUGGAUCUCAUCGCUAUUCUCCUUGUUACCCCCUUCUCGGAUCGUUUCCACCGCCACCGCGCUCUGUUCUUCUCGAUCCCUGUCCUGUUACAGAUUCUUGGAUUACUGCUGACCAGCUAUGCCGGUACUGAAGAUAACCCUUGGCCGCGGUACGGUGGCCUCUUGAUCGUCGGGUUUGGACUCGGUCCAACUGUGCCCAUCACCAUGACGUGGACUGCAGAGAUCUUCCAACCACGACAUGGAGAGGUCGGUGUGGCAGCUGCCUCUGCCGUGGUCUCAGGGUGGGGUAAUUUGGGCAGUAUCCUGACUACCUAUGCCCUUUAUUCAGGAUGGAAGAGUGACUAUGAGGCACCUGGAAGGCAGAAGUACCGGAAGAGUAACUUGGUCAUGGUCGGGAUUCUCAUUGCCAGUAUUCUUGCUGCGAUACUGAUGCAGAUUUUGCUUCGGUUUGUGGAUGGUCGACACAAUCACACCGAGGAGGAAGCUGAUGGCAGUGCGGUUGAUGGAGCGGCGCGUCGUGAGGUGCAGCAGCGUGGUCUGCAGGGACUGGGUUUGGGGGCCAGACGGUGGUUUGGACGCGGGAAGGUUGACGGCAAAUAA
Molecule: messenger RNA, 1662 nt
Organism: Penicillium daleae
Lineage: Eukaryota; Fungi; Ascomycota; Eurotiomycetes; Eurotiales; Aspergillaceae
Product: putative MFS transporter
Exons: 4
Coding region: 1-1662 (553 amino acids)
Biological process (GO): biotin import across plasma membrane
Cellular component (GO): membrane
Molecular function (GO): biotin transmembrane transporter activity; solute:proton symporter activity; dethiobiotin transmembrane transporter activity
Source: RefSeq, a predicted model, not a curated record